AUGCCGAACAAUGGGAAGAAGCCCGGAAGUGAGGAGUCGAAAGGGGGCCAACAUGCGGAGAAAGAGGGGAACCUGGUCACGAUGUCUCUUAGCGGUGGAUUGAACAAGGUCUUCCGAUUGGACUUGAGAGAAUUAAGAAAAUUGGCUUUGCGAGAUAGCUGCAAUUAUACCGCCUCCUCAAUCACCCAGAAUCAAUGUCGCGUCCCCUUGGCACAGAAACACAAUAGGGACAAGACCUCACCUUGUGUGCAAGACAGUCAACGAAAUGGUGUUUACUCGCCAGGUAUAAUGGGCACACAACAACCUAGGCGUCCUUCAAAUCAACCACAGCCACACCAUUCAUCUCCAUCUACCUCGACUCCCGGUAGCCGAAGACCAGAUUCACAUGGACAGGGCAAGACAGGUGCUUCGUUGCCUUCUGUCAGUCCUUCUGCUGUUGACUCCAUGACGGCUGUCGCCGACGAUGGGGCUAGCACUGAAGAGUUCUUUGGCAAAAGCAGUGCUGGCUCCUUUACGGCACAGAUCAAGAAGGCCAUCGAUCUUAGACUAGGCAGGCCUACAACAGACUCACAAGGCAACUCAUCAAGCGUUCCCAGAUCAUUUAGUGGUAUAAGUUCCACAACGUCAGCUUCAUCGUCUACACUCUCGUAUGUUCUUCCUCCGCGUAGGCAAGCCGAUCAUCUCAUGGAGCUCUAUUGGUUCUACGUCGACCCAUUGUAUCCCUUUCUUGAUAGGACGCGUUGGAACAGAGCCUACAAUGCUAUUUUCGCUGGUACAGCAAUGGACUUGGACGAGCGUAUCUUCAUGGCUACUCUCAACGUCAUACUCGCCCUCUCAACGCAGCUUUUUGAGUCACAAUCUCCAGAUCAGCGCGAGCAAUCAAGCGAAACAUUUUUUCAUCGUGCACAGGAGUUGUUACCCAUGAACCCUUGGGAACCCGGUUCGCUAGAGCUUGUGCAAUGUCUCUUGGUAACAAGCCAGUAUCUUCAGAGUACAAAUAACCCUCAUCAAACCUGGAUGGUGAUUGGCUCAGCUAUCAGGAUGGCCCAGGGUUUGGGCUUCCAUUUGCCUGAGACAUCGUCGAGUCGUUCAGAUCCUGGAGAACGGGAGUUGCUGAGAAGGAUAUGGUACGGAUGUGUUCUCAUGGAUCGUCAUAUACAGGAGAACAGAUAUAAAGAGAAGGAGACAUACUCGGAUCCCGAAUGCUCAGACGGUGAAGAUGACGACCUUGAUAGAGUAGUCCAACUCGAUCGCUGCAUCAGCCGGUGGGAGUCAAGACUGCCGAAACAUCUCAGAUGGGACUUGCUUGAGUCUAACACAGACAAGAUAGCGCAACGCCAGGCGGUUAUUCUUCGCAUGAGAUUUCUUCACGCACGUAUUUUGCUUCUCAGACCAAUUCUGUCUAGGUUCUGCCUUUCGCCGUUCCCAUCGGAAAGGCCGCAGGCUGAGGACAACUUACAAGCUCGUGUCAUCCAACAAAGUGCCAUGUUUUGCGUUACCACAGCCCAGAAUAUGAUCAACACACUAGUCGCGCAUCGGUCGAUGGAUAGUACGGUUGGCCUUCUUCCAGCAUGGUGGUAUCGGGUUUAUUAUGUCUACUCAGCUGCGACAGUCCUGAUUGCGGCCAAGCUGAGGCCGGAUGUGUUUUCUGCUGUUGAGAUCGGACAAUCUUGGGGCCAGGCCAUCUCGCUCCUCAAGACACAUGAACAAUUUGGACAGUCAGCGAAGAGAUGCGUCACUGCGCUGCAUAUUCUCUCUUCCAAGAUUUUGCAGGCUAAUUCUAGAGGUUCGCUGGGGCGUGAGGUUGCAAGCAACAAUAAUGGGAUACUAUACCCGGACACACGAGACGAUCAAAUGCCUCCUCAUAUGAUACCCGAUAUGGAAUCACUUGAUCGUAUGCAGCAGCUGGCUCAGGGGUUUGAAUCUCCAGUACCUGACUUCAACCCUCGGGACUUUGCAGAUUUCGACUUUAAUGUCAAUGACAUGUCUUGGUUGAACGAUAUACAAGGAGUUUGGGAGCUCCUGAAUGAAUAG
Molecule: messenger RNA, 2034 nt
Organism: Fusarium graminearum PH-1
Lineage: Eukaryota; Fungi; Ascomycota; Sordariomycetes; Hypocreales; Nectriaceae
Exons: 4
Coding region: 1-2034 (677 amino acids)
Biological process (GO): positive regulation of transcription from RNA polymerase II promoter by galactose; DNA-templated transcription
Cellular component (GO): nucleus
Molecular function (GO): RNA polymerase II cis-regulatory region sequence-specific DNA binding; DNA-binding transcription factor activity, RNA polymerase II-specific; zinc ion binding
Source: RefSeq, a predicted model, not a curated record